Messenger RNA from Acanthaster planci (crown-of-thorns starfish), 8110 nucleotides. RefSeq names its product centromere protein P-like. Gene Ontology annotation, cellular component: chromosome, centromeric region; nucleus. Gene Ontology annotation, biological process: CENP-A containing chromatin assembly. The record is from RefSeq and is a predicted model, not a curated record. NCBI's taxonomy places the organism in Eukaryota, Metazoa, Echinodermata, Asteroidea, Valvatida, Acanthasteridae.
CGAGCCCAACAACUGAGGCUUGGGGGUCGGGGCGUAACCGCUCCUUCAAUGACAAUUUACCGGUGAGUGCAUCUGGAGAGACGGGGGAUUGUACAGUGGGUCACACUUGAUGAGGUUGACCAAGGAAUUUACCGUCAACACAUGGUGUGUACACACCUGGGAGCCUUGCCAAAGCAGUCGGACUACUCUGGAUCGGUUGUUCCGAACUUAUGGAUUUUCAUUGCGCUUGCUAAUACUGGAAUCUAAAUGAAGUUUAAGAAAAAUUCUGCAGCAGCUGUGGUAAUGUGUAAUUCCUCUACGUUUCCAUGGAGCAUACAGCAAGGGAACAAUUUGGAGAUGCUCGUAAACAGUAUUCUGUUGUGAAGGAAAAUUGGCUGUGGGAUUUAACAAGUGCUUAUGGGGACCUAUUUCACGCGAUGGGCCUGGAUCUUCUCUUCAUCAAGAUCGUCGUCCUCCCUCGUGUUUCUCAACCACGACUGUCACGACUGUUGCUGUAGCGUUGCUAAGAUACGCACCUUGCAUGCCUUGUGUCCGGAACAAUUGCAAUGAGGUGCUCUCAAUUAAAAGUGAUGUUGCAUUCAUCAGAAUAUGGCAGAGCCGACGUCUUGGGUUUGAUUGGUAAUGGGGGCCUUGGAUAUUGUACAUUUCUCUGGAGUUUGAGAUGUCUUACAAGCUUCUCUGGUAUUUUGGAUUAGACUGUGCCAAGUGAACAACUCAACAUCCCUUCCAGCUGCCCCAGGUCUCAGCCUCCCCAGGUGAAUGGCUCCUGCCUCAGGGCUCCUGGGUCAAAGGUCACACCCAUUUCCCCUCUUUCGGUUUCCUACAGCAGAGGACAGGACAGCACAUGCUGACGAAGUUGUACAUGAAUUGAAGGACCGAUCCUGAAUAACGAGUUGAAGCUACAUUUGGAUGAACAUGGCAGUUUCGUCCGAUGCUGACAUUUUUGAGGUCGUCAACCAAGCUUUGCAGGGAUUAAACAAUCCUGACAAUGACACAGACCACGAAGACCAACUAGAUGACUGCUUGGCUACCAUGACAACGGUCACCGGGACCAAAGAGAGGUACACCGCCCAAAUAGAACGCCUGAGGGAGGAGGUGACAUCGCUGGAAGAGCAGGUGGAAGCCGACGAGCAGAAACUGCUGCAGAUCAAGAUGGAGUCGCUGGACAGGAUACAAUCAUCACUUCAAAUGGGCAAGAAUUCUUCGAGCAUUGGAACAGAUCAGGCCACUCAAGAUCAUUUAAAACUCCAAGGUGCCUUCACCGGUAUCCAGUACACAGAUGCCACGGUAAGGAUUGUCAAGCAGGAUGCAGAACAGACCACCAGGCAGCACUGUCUGCAGGGCCAGUGUUCAGGGCUCAGCUUCCAAGUUGAGUUUCAAGUGAAGGAGCGACUGCUUACAGACGCUGAGAAAAAGCAGCUUCCCACAGGGAGCAAUCAAGAAACGAGAUCCCACGUGAAAUCACUCGCAAUCCAGAUUGACGACAGGGCCUUAUGGGAACUGGAACCGUUUGUCAGAGAGGCUGAGCGGGAUUGUGCCCUUCAGCCAUUUCUUAGGGGAUACAGCCAAUACGCACAGCGAUUUACCGGUCGACAGAAGGCACUGGAACAUUUUAAGAAACAAUACCCUGAGGCUGUCAUGUUACCUCUAGGUUCCAUUGGUUCAACUCUGAAGUUUAGCAGGCCUUCACAGGGCAGCGUUCAGUACAUCAUCACCUGGAACAUCGGGCUUUCUUCUACCGGCAGAGCAGAUCAACAGAUAUCACUUCAAGUAAUGCCAUCCAAGCAAAUGAGGCAGCUGGAUGAGCAGAAUGUCUUGGCCUCGGCACCAGAGAGGUUCCAGCAAAUGCUUCAUAGAUUGGGCAUAGAGAGAACAAUAGACAGCUUCAUCCAGGCAGUCACAACGUAACGAGGCUCACCUUCUCUCACGUCUAGAAACAGCAGCAAUAAAUGCUGCAGAGACUAGACAUAGAGGGGUAGUUUCAUUCACUGAGUCACGGCAUAACAAGGCCUUACCUUCUUUGGAUCCACAUGCAGAGGUGACAAGUGCCACAGGGUUGAGGUAGAAUGAUAGCUUCUGCCAAAAUCCACGACAUAGUGAGGCUCACCUCCUCUGUGUCUAUGGGCAGACAAGCGCUAUACUGCAUGGAGAGAACGAUAUCUUCAGUCAGGCAGUCACACAAUAGUGAGGCUUACUUUCUCCAUAUCUAUAGACAGUGAUGACAGAUGCUGCGGAGACUUAGACAUAGAAUAAUGAAUUCACAAAGGCAGUCACCACAUAGCUGUGUCUUUCACAGCCAUUGGUGACAAAUGCUACAUACCUGGAACAGAGAGUACAGCUUCCCCGCAUCACUACUGGUAAUGACAAAGCUUCAGGGACUUGGAGCAGGGAGAAUCACAGCUUCUCUGUAGACAAUGGUGGCAAAUGCUACAAAGACUGAACAGAGAACAGUGGCUUCAUCGGGGCAGUUGCAUCAUAAUGAGGCUUACCUUUUCUGCAUCUGUAGAUGGCAUCAGAUGCAACCAAGACUGGAUAUUGAGAAAACCACAGCUUCAUCAACAUCUGACCUAAAAAUGCCACAGAGGCUAGAUAUAGAAUGAUGGACAGCUUUAUGGAGACAGUGACAACAUAUUGGAGCCAUAAUGAUAAAUGCUACAUCGAAUCAGGCCAGGGAUAUAUUGACCCAAGAUAGAGCUGACCUUUGCUUUUCCCACUCCAAAUACAGGAUCCUCAAGAGAUCUCAUGUUUACCGAUCUAGAAUCCGGCCAAGUCAUAAGUCUGGAGCCACGACUCACAUCACUUCCUCAUCACUUGCUCAUUUCAGGCACAACGGAUCCUCAAACUCGGUGUUUAUGAAUGUGCAUAAAUCAUUUCAACAUCCAGUUAUUUUCAGUCGCCAGUAUACAAAGUGCCCAGUUCAAGCUGUAAAUCAUUCUUCAGCGUGGAGUUAGUUUCUACUGUUGUAAAUGCAUCAUUUGUGUGUGGAAAUAAAGUUUUCCAAUCCUGAUGUACAAUGGGCAGCGGACCCAAUAAUCUGUUUUGUAGAAUUACUGGUAAAUCUCUGCCUGUAUUUCAUUACACCACAGAUCUUAUUUCUCAAACAAUCCAUCUAUAAAAACUUCAGUUUCAUAGCCUGAUGACAAGUGAGCGUUGACACCAAGAGGCAGAGUGAGUUGAAUUGAGGUGAGUCGAAGUUAAAUCUUUGAAGUAUCAGAAACGGACACUUCUUGGUGGAGGAACGUGAGUGGUUCAACAGGAUAGAGUGAUGUCUGGCAGAAUCAGCUAAGGAAGAUGAGAACCUCCCAAGCAGCAUUUUAAUCCCAUGAAGGGGCACAAGGUAGAAAACGUGUUUUGCUAAAAUUAAUAUUUAUUAACUAACCUUAAAAAGUAGGUAUAAAUGCACAGCCAAUCCCAUUAGUCAAGAGCUCGUAACAAGAAAGCUGGUCUUGAAUGCUUGACAAAGCACCAGCUGGCUGAUAAAAAACAUUUCUGGUGUCACAUGAAAUUUAAACUCCAAUGAAAUUGGUCCCUUUUCCCUUGCAUUGGUUGAAUGCUUACAAUCUUGACUUGUCUGUGCAGUAUUGCCAUCAAGUCCCAAAUACAUGUGUACACAUGUAUGUCCAGGGCCUUAGCCACUGCACCACUGUCUCAUCUGAAUUGAACACCACUUGAAUUGAAUUGGCCAUAAGUCCCGUGAAGUGACCUAUUGCAUAUAAACGUGGGGUUCCUGUAUACUUCUCAUCUUAUAAAAAGAAAAAAAAUUCAAACUGAUACUCGGCUUGUUUUUUUUUCCUGAUUAUAUGUUUAAUUCACUGCUAUUCCGACAGUGUUCUAAAAUAUUCAGGAAAAAUGAAAUGUGCAUUGGCAUACUCAAUGAGGCUUAAUAAUUAGAUUUUUAUUACAUUAUAAAGUCAAAUGAAGUCAACACCUGUACUGAAAGUGAAUAUGUUGUGAUACGAGGGGAUAUUUCAUUCUUGACAUUUUUCUCCUGAACCAUUUGUAUGAAAAUAAAACUUGUACCUUAUAAAUAUCUCUCAACACGUCCACUGUGAAUAACAAAAUUCUCAGUGGAAUUAAAAGCAAAACUCAAUUUAUUCUUCCAAGAGAUAAUUUUGAUUGGAAACGAUUGCUGCAAAUUAGGGCCAAUUUUUAAAGCAUUGUUGCCGAAAUAGAAAAAUUAAGAUACUCGGGUCAAAUAGUGGGACCAGCGGUGAUUCAGACAUCAGAAAAAUUAAUGAAAUAUUUGUUCAGAAAUCUAAGUCUUUUUUGUAAGACAAGAUGUUACCAAAAUUAAAAGUUCAUAAUCUGUACAGGUCACUCAGUAAUGAAUCAUCACCCUCAAAAUAUCUGUUCCUAAACCUAGGACUUGUCAGUCACGACUUCAGAGCGCAUUGCAACCAAGCAAACCAAGAUGGUAAACCUCAGAAUACCUUUUAAUGAUGGAACUAAAAACUCGGAGUCUUUAAGACCAUUUAUGGAGAGCAAGACGUGUAGGGGCAUGGCGUGAGACUGCAACACUUUCAGAAAAACAGAACGCAGAAACAAAACAUUUCCAUCUAAAUCUAGAGAUUUAUUUUUUUCUUAUGCUGUGAACACAUCAAACGUGGCAAGUACGGCCUGAAGUUAUCAGUGAAAUACGAAAUACAGAACGUUUCAGUGAACUCAGUAAGAUUGGGUUAGAAGAUGUACAAUCUCGCAACAUGAAAAUCUGUUGCUAAAGAACUUCAAAACUACAUGCGCGGUUUCAACAGUGAGAUUUAGUUUGGGUGCAGGUAGUGCACUCAAUUUUAUUAGAAGACUUCACAGAGUUAAUACAAGUUGGACAAUCUUCCUCUUGGGAGUAGUAAUGGUUAAUUUGGACGAGACAGUUCAGUUCAUCGCUUGCAUGAACACCGAGGAUUCUACACACUGUUUAAAAACCAAGAAAAAAACCUUUUCACUUGCUGAAAAAGGGAACAAAUUUAAUUCUUUAUUUCUUUAAAAUAUGAAUACGUCAGACAAAGUGAUCUCCAUGACUGUUCCCUACAGUUAUUUCACCAUUCCUACUAAAUUUAUAAUAAGCUCACCCAGUCUAAAAGUAGCCACGGCUCAAGUCAAUUCAAUGUCUACAGAACGGCACAGUCAAUGGAAAACUUUGUGUACAAGCAUUGGAAUUUCACAAGGAGGCAGUGGGUCACAUUUGGUCAACGAAGAACCCAUUAGCUGGACAGAUUUGGCCAUCUAAUAAAUCUACUGGAACGUAUAUAUAUGCCCCAAUGCUGUAUUCCACCUCUUUUACGGAUGGGGGAAAUGACCAAAUUGAGAAGUGAAUUUUGCAUUGUAGCCUUUUUGGUGCAUGGUGACCAGUCAAUGGACGCAUUCAAUCCACUGAAUCUAUGUUAAACGCCUGUGCCAUCUUUGAUCCUGCAUAUUUUUCAUUAAAACCUUCACGAUCACUUGUCCUAUUAUGCACACUAAAGUACUUCCACAUCUAAUUCUGACUAACUGAUAGGAAACAAGGGAACAGCGAAAACAGUUUCAGUAAGAAGUCCUGUCAGUGGCAACAUUAACCAAAAUCCUGCUUUAGCUUGCACUUCUGGCUUCUCGCUGUUACCUGCAAUAAAAGCCUCACCAGGCUUUUAUGAGUAAGGCUGCAUAGCCCCCCGAACAUGUUCAGCAGAAAAGGGUCCAAGACCUUCAAGUAGAACAUGAAAACAGGAUAGUAACGCUACCAUUUUGUUCAUGCUUAUGAUGUGCAUCACGACAAUGAGGUCAAAAUAUAAUGCAUGUCACAAUCUGCAGCUAUUUUACUGUGCAUGUUACUGGCAGUCAUGGUAGUCAUUUGACACGUGUGGAUCUCUCUAUGCCCUACAGUGAAUGUGAGUUUUUUCCAACACGAGUUGCAUGUGUGUUGGGUUUCUCAUCUUGCUGAUGUUGACAAUUCUGACGAGCUGCAACAACUGCUGAUCUUUUCUUGAUACUGCAGAAAUCCUUUCCAAACCAGUACACUUUUGUUCACAAUUACAUGUAAAAUGUGUUGUCCACAAAGUUGGACUUCCCAUGCAUGGAACUUGUUGAUCUGAUCUGUAGUUAUUCACAACCGUCUACUGAGAUACAACCAUCCAUAUUGUUACGUCAUAUCACAGCAUCAAUAGAUCAUUACAACCCAAGUGGCUGAGCCCAAGGGCAUAUUUCAGAAUACUAAUAAAAGAAGACUAAACAAGACCAAAAGAAAUAUGGAUCAACUUCAGGUGUUUGUUUUUGAGGUGUUUUACAAGGUCGUAACUUGCGUAUUUACCAUCCUACUUGUACUUGCAUUAUCCAGGUCAAGUAAAACAAAAAACAAGGCAGGCAGAAAGUACCUCCCCCAUAAGAGUUAAUUUUUAAAAACAUCUCUGUAUUUUCCAACUGCCAAUUUAUCGUAAUUACCCAUACAGACUCUAACAAACUGUUUAAUUGUGGACCUUAACAAACAUGUAUUUGGGAAGGACACACUGCAUUUUAAGGUAUCUCUGACAAAUUUAUGCCCAACUUUUCAGAAGAAAAAACUCUCAAAUCUCUUUCUAAACAUUAGAAAUUGCAAUCAACCCGUCAAGUGUGACAUAAAUAAUCUCAUCUAUGUACAAGUCAAAAAUCAUCAUUCUAAUUUUACAUCACGUUAAAAAGUGUGCCCAACACAAGGUGAGACCGUAUCAUCAACUAGGAAACACUACGGAGUACUGUAAUUUUGUUAUUCAAGCAUUUCUGUGAUUCUUGAGCUGAAUGCAAACACUGCAACGUUCAACAUUUCAUAGAGUUUACUCGGAGUACAAUGUGCAUGUACAGCUGAGCUCACACUGGCUUCAUGCACAACCAAGAGAAGGUGCUCUUUAUACAAAGCCUUCCCUAGGUGACACUGUGUGCAAGUGGAUGUGGCUGCUCUCCCAAACAAAAAAAAUUAUCCAUUCACAAGUUUUGAAGCAUCACUGGCAUUCACCUGGCAGACAGUUUGACAGUAUGUACCGGUAAUCCGGUAUUGUCACAAAUCCCAUAGUAAUCUUUGCCCAAGAACAGGGCACAGCAGAAGAAAGCAUUCAACAGACCUGUUACAUCACGGCAUCAGGCUUUGUUUACUUGUGCACUUCCCUAUGGCAGUCAGGUGGGACACAAUCCAUUAAGAUCCCACAGGAAAGCACAUAUGUAAACAAACAUGACUGUCAUUGGUAUGUAAAGUCCAAAGGUCGUGGCUAUGGCCAUCCACAACGCAUGCACCAAUGAGGGCCAAGUCAGCCUCCACUGCCAACAGAUGUGUACAGCCGCAAUCAGAGUAAUUUAUAAAAUAAAAGAAAUCAACAAAAAACAGCCACCAUGAACAGCAGUACUUAAUGGGGAUUGGUCUGACAUUGUCACAUUAUCAACAAAGGCGGCACUGCAAGAUGGGACAGGUUAUUCUUGAAUGAGCAUUUGAAAAAUCAUGAAAUGACUAAUUAAUCAUUUCCAUUACAAUCACUUGUGAUUGCGGUUCUAUUUGUGUAGAUGAUAAAUUCUAAUCUACAGGAAACACCUGUGGCUUUAGUACAACGUAUUUAAAGCCUUGCGGCGAGUGAUGUUUCUAACAUGUAUCUAUAAGAAAAUAAAUUUUACAACAUAUUCCUUUGUUCUGAAUAAAAACCAACUGAGAAAUGCGAAAUUCAUGUUAAGCAAAGGCUAAAAAAUCUUGUUUGAAAAAAAAAGGACAUGAACUUUGGUGAAGUAAAUUUACACACAGACUAAAAAUGUGACUUGAACUCUAAAGCUUGCAAAAGCUGUGUCACAAAGCAAGAACAAAAACCAGUUUACAAGAUUUGGAGAAUUCUACAAAAAUACAUAAAACAUUUCGGUAAGAGAUUCAAUAUUUUCUAUUGCACAAAAAACUCAAAAUGUAAGACAUGAAAUAACUAUUUUUAAAGAACUUUGAAAUCCAACUUUUUAAGGAAAAUUUCUUUUGAACAUACUCUAACACUUGUAUUUCUUUCCAAUUCCAAGAAUUCUUAAAGAUUGUACAUUUAAGCAUGCUACCCACCACAUCUCUCCUAAAUCUAUGAUUGUGAGUUUUAUGUGUACAGUUCACAACUCCUCACAGUGUGCAUCCAAAUUGUACGUGCUGAAUAGU